CGCCGACUUCAUAAGACCUGGAAUACCGUUGCCGACUUUUUCUCAAUCAUAUUACUCCUCUUAACUAGCAAUGGCAUCGAACGCACAUUGUGUUCACUCCACUCGAUCGUCCCAAUCCAAUGUCUUCGGCUUUCGCGCUCCGAACCCGCCACCACUUCCCCUUCUCCUUCCCACCUAUCCCCUCCCCUCGUCGCCUCCUCCCCACGAAACCCUACCUCUUCUACGCCCUCUCCUCCAACCUUACCGUAACCCUAGCGGCAGAUCCCGCUGCGUCCUUCCACUACGGCCCCUCGCUCCGCCACGGUCGUAGGCCGCCGCCGCCGCCGCCGCCCGCCGACGAGGGCGGCGCCGCCAUCGACAGGUCGAGCUUCAUCCGCUCCUUCGACGUCGCCGCGCUUCGCGUCCCCGCCGCCGAGUGCUCCGCCCUCGAGGCCCGCCUCCGCGGCCACCUCCUCAACUGGCCCCGCGUCCGCAACGUCGCCCGGGUCGCCGGCGACGACGUCGAGCCCGAGCUCAGGAGGAUGCUGAGGGGCCCCGCCGAGGGGGACGGCGGGGCGCGGCUCGACUCCCUGGCUCGGCGGGCGCAGAACACAUCCCACAUCGGCGGCGGCGGCGGGGAGGAGGAGGAGGAGCCGUUGGCGCUGAGCCCGGCGCUGUAUAGGGAGAAGCUCGCUAAGGAGUUCAAUUGCCGAGGGUACCUGAAGUUCCGGAACCUCGCGAAGAUCUCGCGCCCGAAGAAGAGGAAGGAGAAGGGGAGGAAGAAGGAGGAGAGCAGAGAAGGGCUUAAAGAGAGAGCUGGAAAGAACGAGUUCUCUGCGAUCGAGGUUGUUAGCAAUGGCGACGACGACGGAGACGAGGAGGAGGAGGAUAUGAGGGGUUUGUUGGGAGAUGAGUUCGGAGGAAGGAGAUGGAGAGGGCCAACCAGGUUACUGCUGCUGGACGAGCGGUAUGCGAACAAAGCGGCGGAAGAGCUUCCGGAGGCCGUCAAGGCUGUUUUAUGCGGUGAUAGUGAGCAAAUCAGGCCUUCAGUGUAUGAGCUUGUAAGAUGCCGGCUGACCUUAUUUUACGACUACUGGCAGAUGAGUGAGCUCUUGGAGGCUUUGCUUCCUGAAGGGAUGAUUGUUCCAACAGGUUUUGAAACAGUUGGACACAUUGUACACUUGAACCUGAGAGAUGAGCAUUUGCCUUACAAGAAGCUUAUUGCUCAGGUGGUGUUGGAUAAAAACAAGCCAAAGAUACAAACAGUUGUUAACAAGAUUGAUGCUAUUCAAAAUGAUUACAGAACAAUGCAGCUUGAAGUACUGGCUGGUAACCAUUCUCUUGUUACUACAGUCAUUGAGAAUGGAAUUCGUUUUCAAGUUGAUCUUGCGACAGUAUAUUGGAAUUCUAGGUUGGCAACUGAAAGGCAUAGGCUUGUUAACAACUUCACGAGUUCCGAUGUUGUUUGUGAUGUUUUCUCUGGUGUUGGUCCGAUUGCUAUUUCUGCUGCCAGAAAAGUCAAGCAUGUAUAUGCAAAUGACCUGAAUCCAAAUGCUGUGGAAUAUUUGGAGAGAAACAUUGUUCUUAACAAGCUUGAGAGGAAAAUUGAGGUUUUUAACAUGGAUGGCAGAAGGUUCAUUGGUGCUAUAUUUGCCAGCCAACGACCUUAUGCUGUCACACAAGUGGUCAUGAAUUUGCCAAAUGCUGCUGCAGAAUUUCUAGAUGUGUUCAGAGGUAUCUCCAGGAAUAGAAUGAGGGAUGAUAACUGCACUCUGCCCAAGAUUCACGUCUAUGGCUUCUCCAAGGCCCAGAAUCCUGAAUACGACUUUUGUGAGCGUAUAAACAUGGCAUUGUGCGAUAUACUGAAGGAUGUUGAACUGCAUAGAGUUCGGCUUGUCGCUCCUGGAAAAUGGAUGCUGUGUGCUUCAUUUACCUUACCACGAGCUGUUGCAUUUGCGAAACAACCAAACAAUGACUUAGUGUGAUCUGCUAAAUUUUCUUCAUUUACCCUACCACAAGCAUUUCUUUUUCUGUUGCUCCUAUCUGAGUAAGCAUAUCUGUAUAUAUUUCAGAUCAAUUAAUUGAGGUCCAACUUCAUAUGAACUUCUAAUUGAGAAAAAUGUUGUAACUUAACAUGAGGGAGGAACGGCUCAACGGUAUUGAAUCUUGAGCACAAAACCUAGUUUUUCAA
Molecule: messenger RNA, 2170 nt
Organism: Ananas comosus (pineapple)
Lineage: Eukaryota; Viridiplantae; Streptophyta; Magnoliopsida; Poales; Bromeliaceae
Product: tRNA (guanine(37)-N1)-methyltransferase 1
Exons: 9
Coding region: 120-1964 (614 amino acids)
Biological process (GO): tRNA N1-guanine methylation
Cellular component (GO): cytoplasm
Source: RefSeq, a predicted model, not a curated record